UGCACUUUACUCCCUGUACCGAAUGGUUCAAACGCUUGGUUCAUUGAUUGUAUGGCUAAGAUUUAGUGCAAUUUAUCAACAAAGUGCAUUAUGACGAUACCAUUAGUACAACGAGCUAUCUUCCGUUCUGAUAUGGUUUUCGCAAAACGAUCGAGUCAAAAUCGGGCUGCCCGUUUUGCUUGCUGAAUGGUUCUGACAGCAGCAAAAUGAAUGUCACCAGUUGUAUUGAACCGAUUGGCAAAACAUGCCUUUUUUUCUACCAUGUGAAAAGUGUAGUUUCUUCAAAACAGCGAAAUAAUCGUAUCGGACCAGUCGGUAAUGAAAUAUUUUCAACUGCUCGUGUACAAACUGCUUGCACGAGCGAUUGAUACCGUAAACAGAUACUUUGACGUGCGACGACUACACUACAUCCGGGAGGUGCUGGAGAUAAACAUUGGCAUAUUUGUGCACCAAAUCAACUACGACAGUGAUACGAUGGCCAAGCGUAGAGCAAUCUAUACAUUCCGGCCGUUCGAAGUGUCCGAUGUCGAUUACCGUAGCACGGCCAUCAGCAGCGUCGGUUCUGGCCGACGGUAUCCCAAAGCUAGAAGCGGUCAUCGAAUCGUUUGCAGCGACUCGUCCAUCUAUUGCUUCGGUGGAUUCAACCCGAAUAACUCGCCCGCCCGGAACGGUAACUAUGAGGAGCGGGAAGACUUUUUCCUGUUUCACGAGCUGUGGAAGUACGACAUGAUACGCAAGCAGUGGACAUUGCUAUUGGACGCAAACAACGAUUUGCCUGUCGAGCUGGCCUCAAACGCAAUGCUGCUGAGCGGAGAAAUGAUCAUGAUUUUUGGCGGCACAGGAUAUCCGUUUGGAGUGACUUGCUCGAACAAGCUACACGUUUGUCAAACACGCCGCAAACCGAAGGAUUUGAUAGAAGUGGAAGUGAAAGGCGAUCCUCCACCACCACAAUAUGGCCAGGCGAUUGUAAUUAGCGAUAACUUCCUGUACACCAUCGGUGGAACCAAUGGAUUCGAUUACACUUUGGAUGUUCAUCGGCUACAUCUACCCAGCAGAACAUGGGAAUAUAUUUACGAAUGCAAUCAAAACAUUCGCGAAGAUCCUUCCGGACGAUACCGACACGAGCUGGCGUACGACGAUUCUAAAAUAUACGUAAUUGGCGGAGGUACAAGCGAUGCAGUUUUCAUACUGGCUAAUAUUCCUGUGUACGACAUACAAGCGAACAAGUGGGAAUACCUGCAGACCAAACCCGAUCCACUGGCCAACUCCCCGGGCAUCCCGACGGCACGCAAAUGCCACUCGUGCGUACAGAUCCGCACGGAUCAGGGGCUGGAAGUGAUCGUGGCGGGAGGAUUUGAUGGCGUUAACUACUAUAACGAUAUCUGGAAGCUUAACCUUUCCACCAUGCAGUGGAAGAAGAUGCAUAAGUCGAACUUACCGUAUCCUCUAUUUUUCCACGAUGCGGCCAUCACUAGCGACGGUUGUAUGCACAUUUUCGGAGGCAUUAAGUACAGCAAUAGCACGAGCGUUCGGACUAACACGCUGUUUAAAAUGUGGACUACAAUUCCCCGGUUAAGUGUGAUCGCGUGGGAAGCACUUUUGCAUUACAUUCCAAGCUUGCCUAGCAGGACGAAGGAAGAGCUGCUGGAAGCCGGAAUUCCUCGCCAGUUCGUUGAGCGGGUACAUGAAUGAGUGCAUUGUGCCCCGGGAGCUUUGUAUAAACCACACUGCUAGCAACCCAGUCGAUUGCCCUUUUGUUUAUCAUUAGAACGUGACGGCCGGCCAUGAACGCAGGAGGCUGGCUGAAUUUCUAUGAAACCAUCUGGAACAGCCUCUGAACAUAUUGAUACACGCAAAAUAAAACGCAGCAUUAAGAGAGAACGAUGAAUGAAAGUUUGUUUGAAUGGUUGUAAGUGCGCUGGCUCUUCACGGUGAAAUAACCAAUUAAUCAAAUGAAA
Anopheles stephensi (Asian malaria mosquito) is the source of this 1958-nucleotide messenger RNA. It is a transcript of the gene slim, whose product is annotated as kelch domain-containing protein 10 homolog. Gene Ontology annotation, molecular function: protein binding. Gene Ontology annotation, biological process: positive regulation of stress-activated MAPK cascade. NCBI's taxonomy places the organism in Eukaryota, Metazoa, Arthropoda, Insecta, Diptera, Culicidae. The record is from RefSeq and is a predicted model, not a curated record. The transcript is spliced from 3 exons. Bases 319 to 1692 code for a protein of 457 amino acids.